Episyrphus balteatus (marmalade hoverfly) is the source of this 591-nucleotide messenger RNA. RefSeq lists its product as uncharacterized. Bases 1 to 591 code for a protein of 196 amino acids. NCBI's taxonomy places the organism in Eukaryota, Metazoa, Arthropoda, Insecta, Diptera, Syrphidae. The transcript has a single exon. The record is from RefSeq and is a predicted model, not a curated record.
AUGCAAUCGGAUGAUAUAGCGGGGACAUCGAAAGGUGCCCCAGCUACGGAGAAGAAGCCAACGGCAAUUGAGUCAACGGCAACAACAGCCGAGAUGGGAGGAAGUAAAAGGAGAUGGCAAUCGCUAAAGCCACAGCCGAACCUUGUGAAGCGUCGUUCUAUUAAACCUUCAGCUAAGCUGCCAGCUGAAGAGGAGGAAGCGGGGCGCACAGCAAAUAAUGAAGCGGCAGCUAAACUACAUCAAAAGCCACUAGAAGCUGAUAAGGUUAACUACAUAUCCGAGGGGGGAGAAGGGCUUUUCAUCUCGGGUGACAGCAACAAUUUCGCUGGUUUGUCAUCGCCAGAGCCGUCAUCAGACGAAGAUGAAGAGGAGGAGCAGAUCCUCCAAACAAAAAUUAGCGAGUUUGAGAGGAAAAUGGAUGCCCUCAAACAAGAAGUUGCGCCCCUAAUUCAGCUAUUGAAAGAGAAGCAACAAGCGCGUAAAGCCAAAGACAAGGAAGCCGCUUAUGCAGCAAAAGCAGCGGAACAAAAACAACAACAAGAGCAGCUUCGACUGCAGCCAAAGCAAAGAAAGAAAAUGUGCCACCAAUAA